AUGGCUGAGAUCGAUUUUACAUGCCUGGAAACAAUUACAGUCGGAUAUUCUACACCAGCUGAUGCUACCCCAACCACCCCUCUCAAAGUCUCGCAAAUCGAUUUACAAUACAAGUAUUCUCCAGAGACACCGUGGGCUCCCAUUCACGAGGUUUCUGAUGGUCGCGUUGAACGCAUCAAGAAACAUUACUGCCACAUUUGGGACCUCGGUACCGAGGAGGAAUUGGAGCAACUCCCUACAUCCCCAAAUGCGGUCUUUGAGGGCCCUGAAGUCACCAUCACUGCCCAAGAUGUCGAAUCUUUCACCAAUGUAACCCUUAACAAAUCCGAUGUAUACCGUGCUUCGAACGCUCGAAUGGAAGUUCCCAUGGAUUUCAGUAUCAAACUCGGCUGGAAGGCGAUUAUGAAGCCCCUUUUCCCAAAAUCUGUACCUGGUGAUUUACUUGCCUUGGUGGGCGAUGUCGUUGUUAGCGAAGCCAAAAUUGCUAGCAUCACCAACAGUGAAACUGGAAAAACCGUAUCUGUUAAGGGUACCGUCUUCCUCUUGAAAGAUGGCGCCAAAGUGGCGGUUAUGGACGUAUUGUUAUCCUUUUUCUAUCGCGGUCGAUUCGAUGACUAUGACGCAACUUUCAUGUCUGAAGAUGACCCCGAGUACAAAGUCACCAUGGCUACAACCACCGAUAUCGCUACGUUGACGUUCAAAGCCUCAUCUUCGUACCGUUACAGAGAGAAGAGCGUUUACUCGAAUGUUCAAGUUGAAGGCUUCACCUAUCUCACUGGCCUCGGCGCCGACCCCAAUCAACUUGUCCAGGUGGCUACCAUCACUUACAACUCUUCUCUACCAUCUCGAGGAAAUCCCGUUGUCGAAUAUCUCAAGAGGUCUGGGAGUCCUGUCGGUCAACACAUCUUAUUUACUAACGGAGGUUAUGUCAUCAAAGAUGAUCAUCCCGAAGAACUCUCCACCCCUCCCAGUAACCAAGCUUAUUCCCACUCGAGUUCCGACUGGAAUCCUAUUCACUGCAAUCCUUACUUCGCUAGUCUCGCUUCUCUGCCCGGUACCAUCACUCACGCUAUGUGGUCUAGUGCGGCGACUCGGAGUGUUGUCGAACGAGUUGCGGCCGAGGGACAUGGAUCUCUCGUCAAGAGUUACGAUGUCUCCUUCACUGGCAUGCUUUUGCCCAAUACGCCUCUCAAAGUCGAAUUGAAACACAUCGGUCAAACUUCAAGAGGAAACAAACUUAUUUCCGUCACCACGCUUGCCUUACCGUCUGAAUCAUCUUCCUCCACCCCACCUACAAAAGUAUUAGUCGGGACAGCUGAAGUAGCCCAAGCUCCGACUGCCUACGUCUUCACCGGUCAAGGUAGUCAGGAACAAGGCAUGGGACUGUUUCUUUACAACGAAUCUGCAGUGGCCAAGACUGUUUGGGACGAAGCUGACCGAAAUCUUGGUGAAGUGUAUGGAUUCAGUAUUCCUGAAAUCGUUCGCAACAAUCCUAAGGAGAAAGUUGUUCACUUUGGCGGAAUCAAGGGACACGGAAUCCGACAGCGAUACAUGGAGAUGUCAUACCAGACCACCGAUAAAGAUGGCAACGUCAAGACUUUACCCUUGUUCGGAGACAUCGAUCUACGAACCUCCCAAUACACCUUCUCAUCGCCUACUGGUCUUUUAUAUGCGACUCAAUUCGCACACAUCGCAUUGGUGGUUACUGAAAAAGCUGCCUUUGAGGAUAUGCGUGAGAAGGGUUUGGUACAAGUAGGCGCAGCGUUUGCUGGGCACAGUCUUGGAGAGUAUUCUGCGUUGGCGAGUAUGGCUGGUAUUCUUCCUAUUUCCUCUUCGGUCGAUGUCGUCUUUUUCCGAGCUCUUCGAGAGGUGGUCGAGACCAUCUCCAAGCGAUGCAACGUCUUGGUGGAGAUUGUCAAUUUCAACGUUGAAGGUCAACAAUAUGUCGCCGCGGGUGAACUGGUAGCUUUACAGACCUUGACCAAUGUCCUCAACUUCUUGAAGAUUCAAAAUAUCGAUAUCGCGAAACUACAGGCGAUGAUGUUACUAGAGGAAGUCAAAGAUAAACUUACCGAGAUUGUCGAUGAAUGUCACAAGGAAUCCGUGGCCAAAGAGAAAAAGGAUGGAUUCAUUGUUUUAGAGCGUGGUUUUGCAUCGAUCCCAUUGCCCGGAAUCGAUGUACCCUUCCACUCGCGGUAUCUAUGGGCUGGUGUGAUGCCCUUCAGAGCAUACCUAUCGAAGAAGCUCAACCCCGCUCACCUCAAUCCCGAAUUGCUCAUCGGCAAAUACAUUCCUAACUUGAUUGCCGAGCCGUUUCAAAUUUCAAGGGAAUAUGCCGACAGAAUUUAUCAACAAACUAACUCUCCAAGACUUGAGAAGGCUCUGAAGAACUGGACUGCAGAUGGUUGGGACCUCCCUGAGAAUCGUAACAAGCUAGGUUAUGUCAUCAUUGUGGGACUCUUGGCGUACCAAUUUGCAUCGAAGUGGCUCACGUCUCUUAUGACUUGUGAACCUAGGCCUGUUCUUUGGGUUCAAACCCAAGACCGACUUUUCUCUCCCGAGGAAUUCAACAUCCAACGGUUGAUCGAGUCUGGACCGUGUCCUACCCUGACUGGUAUGGCUGCGCGAACAUUGAAGCUCAAAUUCGAGAAAAGCGAUUUGGCGAGCAACAUGACUCGUGAAAUCCUUUGUAUCUCGAAAAACUCAAAGGAGAUCUACUACCAGUAUGAAAAUGAAGUGGAGGAGGCGCCUGAAGAGGCUCCUGCCGCUGCAUCUUCAUCUGCUGCUGCUCCUGGCGUCGCUGCCGCACCUGUUGCAGUUGCAGCUCCAGCUGCAUCAGCUGGCCCAGCCGUCGCGGUACCUCGCGAACCUUUGAAAGCUGUCGAAACGCUCAGAGUCUUGAUCGCUCAAGGUCUCAAAAAACCGUUGUCCGAGGUACCCCUCUCCAAGGCAAUCAAGGACCUAGUCGGUGGCAAGUAUACUUUGCAGAACGAGCUGCUCGGAAGCGCACAGGCCGAAUUCGGCUCCGCACCCGACAAAGCUGAAGAAAUGCCACUCGACGAACUUGGUGCCGCACUCGGCUCAAGCUACAGUGGCACAAUGGGUAAACAUACGAGUCGUUUAGUUUCUCGUUUGAUCGGUAGCAAGAUGCCCGGUGGUUUCGGAAUGUCUGGCUGUCUGGUGAUCAUGAACCGAGCCAACCCAGCGUUGUUAGAUUAUAUGCAGUAUUAUCUCGACAACACUGACGCGUUGAAAGGAGAACGCUACCGACUCGCCAAGGAUUUUGGGCAAAUCCUUCUCAGCAAUUGUCGCGAGGCUAUCGGCACUGCACCCAUGUAUCGUGAUAGUUUGAUCGAAAGUACUUCAACUAUCAGAUCCAAAGAACAAACCAUAUGUAAGAGUACGAAAACAUCAUUAUUCGAAUGGGAUAGUGAAGAAUUAAUCAAGUCUAGAACUAUGACAAAUGAAUCGAAUCCGGGUCACGAGAAAUCAUGGAUCUUAAACCAAGAUCAACAUUAUCAAGGAAGAAUCAUUGAAUUGAAUGACGAAGAGAUCGGCAUGAGUCCAGACGAUCGACAAAGCGUCUUUGAUAUGAUCCAUAAAAAACCAGACCCGAAUUCGGUUCCACACAAUCCAUUGAUCUCUAAACCUAAAGGUGUAAGAGUCUGUCGAGAAUGUUUAACGAUCGUCUUGAGAAGACAAUCGAUGACUUAUCCUAUCGAUCUUCCAGAGUACUUGAAACUUUAUUCGAUUCUGAAACAAUUACAAGAUGAAAUCGAACGUAGUUUACCUGAGUUUCAAGAAAUGAUGAUCAAUUCAAAGUCUAAAGCUUUGAUUCCGGCUGAAAGAAUCGAAUCUAACACAAUCUCAAAAGAGAAUGAAGUGUUACCUUUUAAUUCGAAUUCCAAUUCGAUUCAAACUAGUCUGAGUAAUCAAACUAAUCAAGACUUUAAUCAAUUAAAUGUACUUUUAGAACAAGAAAGAUUAGUUGAAGGCUACCUAGAAGAAGCUAAUUCAAGAAGACAAUUAGAAGAUUCAGUAAGUUUAAAGAUCAGUUUAAUUGAAUUCGCAAAGUUGGUAACAAAAUGGGUUUACAGCAGUAAAUUGACCACCCUCUAUCUGGAUGUUUUGACGGAGAUUGCCUCUGCUGGAACGACUUUCGAACAUAAGAACGCACUCCUCACUGGGGUGGGUAAAGGUAGUAUUGGUGUUGAAAUCUUGAAGGGUCUCUUGAGUGGUGGUGCUCAAGUUGUCGUCACCACUUCGCGAUACUCGCGUGCCACGGUUGAAUAUUAGCAAGCUAUCUACCAAGAAGUGGGUUCGCGUGGUAGUUUGACUGUAGUGCCUUUCAACCAGGGAUCUAAGCAAGAUGUGGAAGCUUUGGUAGACUACAUCUACUCCACCGAUAAGGACAAAGGUUUAG
Melampsora larici-populina 98AG31 is the source of this 4423-nucleotide messenger RNA. RefSeq lists its product as uncharacterized. Gene Ontology annotation, molecular function: holo-[acyl-carrier-protein] synthase activity; fatty acid synthase activity. Gene Ontology annotation, cellular component: fatty acid synthase complex. Bases 1 to 4296 code for a protein of 1431 amino acids. Gene Ontology annotation, biological process: long-chain fatty acid biosynthetic process. Lineage: Eukaryota; Fungi; Basidiomycota; Pucciniomycetes; Pucciniales; Melampsoraceae. The transcript has 17 exons. The record is from RefSeq and is a predicted model, not a curated record.